Eriocheir sinensis (Chinese mitten crab) is the source of this 3299-nucleotide messenger RNA. RefSeq names its product titin-like. NCBI's taxonomy places the organism in Eukaryota, Metazoa, Arthropoda, Malacostraca, Decapoda, Varunidae. The transcript is spliced from 2 exons. The record is from RefSeq and is a predicted model, not a curated record. The coding region runs from base 115 to 3243 and encodes 1042 amino acids.
UCCCUAAAACACACACACACACACACACACACACACACCAGACUUUACAUCCCAAUUCCUCGCCGUCGUGUGUGUGUUCCUGUAACAGAGGAAGACCCGAGAGGAUUAUUUUCCAUGCCCGGUCUGUGUUCCGGAGGCCAUUCUGUUUUUAAUCCCAGAGCGGUUUUCUGCCACACAACCGCAAGUCUUCUUAAUUUCAUAAACACUCAUUCAAUAAUCAUGAACCUUUUCGUUGUCGGGACGAUCCUCAUCUGGGUGGGCUUGGGGCCCAUUGUUGACAGUACCGGCGGUGUUGCGGGGCUCCCGGGGCUCCCGGAGGACAACCCGCGAUGUGCCGCCCUGGUGGAGGCCGCAAAGGCCGAGUACCGGAGACUGUACGAGGCGGGACUGAAAGAUGCACCAAAUUUGAUGGAUCUGAUACUGACAAGUUUGGGGAUUGCUUCAAACGACACCUUUAAGACCACAGAAAGAAAAGUCUUCAAUAAUACCGAUGAAACGGGACAUGAAACCGGAAAAAAGACAGUCGUUGAGAAGACGACAGAGACUGACGUAGUACCCAACGGAACUGUAUCAAAGACUUCCGAAACCACGGUCGACAUAGAUGAGGACGGUAAACAAAGUGGUGAAAAAUCUGUGACCGAAAGAGAAACCAUGACAGGACAGACUCCAAACAAUGGGACCAUAGCACAGACGGUGGACGUUAAGAAGGUAAUGGACGAAGCGGGUAAUGAAAUAAAGGAGGAAGUUGUUGUUAAGAAGGAAUUAAUAGUACAACCUCCUACCAAUACGACUGACGCAAAUCUUAUCGUUCCAAAAGUAGGGGCGGACGACAAAGGUAAUAACGAAACCGAAUUAAAACUUGGUGGCUCAGGAAAGAGCGAUGGACUUCUGAAAGUAGAACGAACUGAGGAAAUAAAGGAGAUUAUGCCCGGCAAUAUAACGAAUGAAGUUUUAGUAAAACAGAAGGAAGAACAACUUUCGCCACAGGAAAGCACCAAGGUGACAUCUGUGGAAAGGAAGAAUGUUACAGAGAAGGAUGAUGGACUUCAGAAAGUUGAACGAACUGAGGAAAUAAAGGAGAUUAUGCCCGGCAAUAUAACGAAUGAAGUUUUAGUAAAACAGAAGGAAGAACAACUUUCGCCACAGGAAAGCACUAUUGUGACAUCUGUGGAAAGGAAGAAUGUUACAGAAAAGGAUGAUGGACUUCAGAAAGUAGAAAGAACAGAAGAAAUAAAGGAGAUUAUGCCCGGCAAUAUAACGAAUGAAGUUUUAGUAAAGCAGAAGGACGAACAACUUUCUCCACAGGAAAGCACCAAGGUGACAUCUGUGGAAAGGAAGAAUGUUACAGAAAAGGGUGAUGGAAAAGAUGUCGAGAAAGAAACUGUAAUUCAAAAAGAAGUCGAAAAGAAUGUGUGUGAUAGCGACAUCAAAGAGGUUCGUAACGAAAAACAUCUUAAUGAAACAAUUGAAGACUUGAAACACCAAGUUGAUGACGUGAAAAACAAGAUUAAGGAAGAAAAAGCAAAGGCUGAAGAAACAAAUGCUACGCGUAGCCUAUUCGAACCAAGUGCUGCCCCUAUCAUUCAAGAAGGUAAAGUCGUUGAAAAGAUAGUCCCUGCUGUGACGCCGGCGAAGAUUGCUGAAAAGAUUUCCCCCACGGUGACGGAAGGAAAAGUCCCCGUUGUGACAAAAGAGAAGGUUGUUGAGCAGGCUGCCCCUUCGGUGACAGAGGAGAUCGUAAGUGUCUCUAAGGAGCAAGAAGAAGUCCCUGUUGUGGCAGAAGAGAAGGUUAUUGAAAAGAUUCAUCCUGCGAUGACGGAAGGAAAAGUCCCGGUAGUCCCUCAACAGGAGGUUGUCGAAAAAGUUGCCCCAUCGCCGACAGAGGAAAAAGUUCAUGUUGUGACACAAGAAAGGGUUAUUGAGCAGAAUGCCCCACAAGAAAGGGUUAUUGAGCAGAAUGCCCCACAAGAAAGGGUUAUUGAACAGGCUGCCCCACAAGAAAGGGUUAUUGAAGAGGUUGCCCCACAAGAAAGGGCUAUUGAACAGGCUGUCCCACAAGAAAGGGCUAUUGAACAGGCUGUCCCACAAGAAAGGGUUAUUGAACAGGUUGCCCCACAAGAAAGGGUUAUUGAACAGGCUGUCCCACAAGAAAGGGUUAUUGAACAGGCUGUCCCACAAGAAAGGGUUAUUGAACAGGCUGUCCCACAAGAAAGGGUUAUUGAAGAGGUUGCCCCACAAGAAAGGGCUAUUGAACAGGCUGCCCCACAAGAAAGGGCUAUUGAACAGGCUGUCCCACAAGAAAGGGUUAUUGAACAGGUUGCCCCACAAGAAAGGGCUAUUGAACAGGCUGCCCCACAAGAAAGGGCUAUUGAACAGGCUGUCCCACAAGAAAGGGCUAUUGAAGAGGUUGCUCCACAAGAAAGGGCUAUUGAACAGGCUGCCCCACAAGAAAGGGCUAUUGAACAGGCUGUCCCACAAGAAAGGGCUAUUGAAGAGGCUGUCCCACAAGAAAGGGCUAUUGAACAGGCUGCCCCUACGGCGACAGAAGAGAUUGUCACUGUUUCUAAAGAGAAAGAAGAAGUCCCUGUUGUUGUAACAGAGGAAAAGGUUCCCGUUGUGACAAAUCAGACAGUUGUUGAAAAGAUUUCCCCCACGGUGACGGAAGGAAAAGUCCCCGUUGUGACAAAAGAGAAGGUUGUUGAGCAGGCUGCCCCUUCGGUGACAGAGGAGAUCGUAAGUGUCUCUAAGGAGCAAGAAGAAGUCCCUGUUGUGGCAGAAGAGAAGAACGUUACUGAAAAGAUUCACCCUGCGAUGACGGAAGGAAAAGUCCCGGUAGUCCCUCAACAGGAGGCUGUUGAAAAAGUUGCCCCAUCGCCGACAGAGGAAAAAGUUAAUGUUGUGACACAAGAAAGGGCUAUUGAGCAGAAUGCCCCACAAGAAAGGGCUAUUGAAGAGGUUGUCCCACAAGAAAGGGCUAUUGAACAGGCUGCCCCUACGGCGACAGAAGAGAUUGUCACUGUUUCUAAAGAGAAAGAAGAAGUCCCUGUUGUUGUAACAGAGGAAAAGGUUCCCGUUGUGACAAAUCAGACAGUUGUUGAAAAGAUUACUCCUUCCGUAACGGAAGAAAAAGUUGUCACUCAACGGAAGGUUGUUGAGAAGGGUGCCCCCUCUGUCAACGAAAGCGUAGUUUCCAUUCCAAAGAGGGAGGAAGGAGUAGUUGAAAGAAUUGCUCCUGUUGUAUAGAAAGCAAUUACAACAGAGUAGUGAUACCAUGUUGCUGUUUCUCUUAUCUAUUUCAU